Messenger RNA from Caenorhabditis bovis, 1056 nucleotides. NCBI's taxonomy places the organism in Eukaryota, Metazoa, Nematoda, Chromadorea, Rhabditida, Rhabditidae. The record is from the annotation of a GenBank genome assembly.
AUGGCGGGUGUUUAUUCAAUCGAUGUUCACCAAGAGUUCGACACCCUUUGCUCGUCAUUGAAAGGCAGCGAUUUGCUCGAACUGCAGAUCCUGCAGAUUGUUCAGCUCUACGCACAUCAUCUGCACACGGCUGAAUCCGAACAACAUCAACUCAUGUAUGCCGAGGAAUGCGGCGAAGAAGUGACGGCGUUGAUCGAGCAGAAGAUGCCGGGAUAUGAAGUCGACGAGCAUGAGCUGUAUUUCUAUCGGAUGCGCGAGUGUCUCGAGCUGGAGCAGCUCAUCGACGAAUGUUCUGAAGCCGAAAAGGAGUAUCGUCGGAAAGAAUGGCUCCUCGAGAUUUUCAACGACGAUGUCUCGGAUGAUGAUUUAUCCGAUUCUGAGGAAUACGACGAUCCUUCGGAAGAAGUCGGAAUCGACGUGGAAGAGGAGAAGGAAUCAUUCGAUUCCCUUCCAACAUUCGAUAUUGUGGACGAAGAUCGAGUCAUUGCCGCCGUCGAAGCUGAAGUUAUCGCCGAUUCGACCGAUCAUCGACGAUCAACACCAGGCCCAGCUGGACCGGAUGCCAAAUUCCCUGCUGAGAACUUCCUGGGAAGACCAAUGCGGACGCCCCUGGCUUUGCUGUUGCCGACAACCACUACAGCGGGACCGCGCAACGAGAAAAUGGAAUCGCAAUUCAACCGUCAUCAUGGAGCAAGGAACAUUGCUUACGAAGGGGGAACCGCUAUUUUCGCGAAGGAUUUACGAUUCUCCAAGCCAACAUGGACCGCUGGCACCAUCGUCGAACGUACAGGAAAAGUUACAUACCGCGUCAAGUGUCAAGGACAACUAUGGACUCGCCAUGCUAACCAACUCCGACCUAGGAAAGACUGGAACGCGACUGAGACGCUACUGGACCUAUAUGAAAUCCCAAUGCCAAUCGACAUGGAUUCGGACUCGGAUAUCACAACUGCCAUUCAGCGGACCCCAUCUUCUGUUCUACGUCGUUCAACAAGGAUUCUGAAGCCGGUCAGACGACUACAGAUCAAUCCAUCCCGAAACACCUAUGUUUCGAACUAG